AUGAUACUUGCAACGCCUGUAAUUGUUGCUGCGUCCCGUACACCUGUCGGAUCUCUGUAUGGAUCACUCAAGACUUUGACUGCUCCCCAACUUGGCGCUGUGGCUCUCAAGCAUGCUUUCGAGCAGUCAAGCGUUGAUCCCUCUGUAGUUGAGGAGCUCUACUUUGGCAAUGUUGUCCAGGCUGGUGUUGGUCAAUCACCCGCACGUCAAGUAGCACUCGCUGGCGGCAUGAAGUCCGCAUCUGAUGCUACGACUAUCAACAAAGUCUGUGCUAGCGGCAUGAAGUCGAUCAUGCUUGCUGCCCAGAGCAUAGAAUCUGGCUACAAGACCGUAGUUGCCGCUGGUGGUAUGGAGAGUAUGAGCAAUGCUCCUUUCCUACUCCCCCGUACGAACCCUUUGUUCGGGAAAUUCGAGACCAAGGACUCCGUUGAAACCGAUGGUCUCUGGGAUGUCUCCAACAACUUUGCCAUGGGCAACUGUGCGGAGGCCGUCGCAGUGAAGUACGAAAUCACCCGAGAGUCACUCGAUGAGCACGCAAUCGAGUCUGCCGAGAUAGCACCUGUCACCAUCAAGGGCAAGAAAGGCGACACCGUGGUCAAGGAAGAUGAGGAGUACAAGAAAGUCAUCUUCGAGAAGGUCCCAUCCCUCAAGUCAGCCUUUAAACCAGGCGGUUGCAUUACUGCUGCCAACUCUUCAAACCUUAAUGACGGCGCCUCUGCUCUGAUAUUGAUGUCAGCAGAGAAAGCAAAAGAGCUCGGCGUAAAACCGCUCGCCAAAUCGUCUGAUGUAUCGUUUUCUGCAGCAUAUGCAGAUGCGGGUGUUGAGCCCAUUGACUUCCCUAUGGCUCCUGCCGUUGCUCUCCCAGAAGCACUUAGGAGAGCAAACCUGACCGUCGAUGACAUCGCACGUUUCGAGGUCAACGAGGCCUUCUCGGUUGUUGUCCGCGUCGCCGAAAAGCUCCUACAACUGGAUCCUGCAAAGGUCAACAUUGAUGGUGGCGCUGUUGCACUUGGGCAUGCGAUCGGAAACUCGGGCUCUCGCAUUGUGGUGUCCCUCGUCCAUGCCCUAAAAUCUGGCGAGUACGGUGCAGCAGGCAUCUGCAACGGGGGUGGAGCUGCUUCUGCCAUUGUUGUUCAAAGACUAUAG
Suillus subaureus is the source of this 1146-nucleotide messenger RNA. Its product is annotated as Thiolase, N-terminal domain-containing protein. NCBI's taxonomy places the organism in Eukaryota, Fungi, Basidiomycota, Agaricomycetes, Boletales, Suillaceae. Gene Ontology annotation, molecular function: acetyl-CoA C-acetyltransferase activity. Gene Ontology annotation, biological process: fatty acid beta-oxidation. The coding region runs from base 1 to 1146 and encodes 381 amino acids. The transcript is spliced from 7 exons. The record is from RefSeq and is a predicted model, not a curated record.